Sitodiplosis mosellana (orange wheat blossom midge) is the source of this 6224-nucleotide messenger RNA. RefSeq names its product probable lysine-specific demethylase 4B. The transcript is spliced from 7 exons. The record is from RefSeq and is a predicted model, not a curated record. Lineage: Eukaryota; Metazoa; Arthropoda; Insecta; Diptera; Cecidomyiidae. Bases 996 to 4193 code for a protein of 1065 amino acids. Gene Ontology annotation, cellular component: nucleus. Gene Ontology annotation, biological process: chromatin remodeling. Gene Ontology annotation, molecular function: histone H3K36 demethylase activity; histone H3K9 demethylase activity.
GAUCACUAUAGCCGUCUUUGUCUCGGUGCAAUAUUCUGAGACAGAUUUAUCCAUCACACUUUGAACAUUUUGGUGCUGCUAGUGAUCAACAUCAAAGUGAAUCGUACUUUAGUUCCAAAUUAAACAGUUUUCGUACACACAGAGUCACAGUCACACACACACACACACACAAAUACAUAAACUCAAAUAAAAAAAAAUUGUCGAACGGGGUGAAAAAUUAAAUGCAAAUUAUCACGUAGCCAAGGUGCAAAGGAAUCGUAAACGACAGAUAAAAAGAAGUAAUCAAAACACUCGGCGAAAAAAGCCACACAACGAUUUGGUGUAGAAAAUUGGAAACAAAAAAUAAAUAUUUUAUUAUGUAUAUUUAUGGUGGUUCUCGUAAUUUAUGUUCCAAAUAAAAGUGAAAUUAUUCAGUAUGUUUGAGUUAUUGUGCGAUGUGAGAAGUGACAAAUAGUAUAUAUAUAUAUGAAAAUGUAGACAACAUUUCAUAAGUAGCCAAUGUAAAACCAAAAACACACAGAAUAAUAUUCAUCAUGUCGUCCUGUUUCGUCAGCCCAUAUUCAUUUUUGCGAUAGUAUUAAGUUUUAAAAUAAAGAGAGAGAACAGUGCAUGUCAUACGGCAUACCAAAAUAAAGAAGAGAAAAUUUCAUCGAAAUAUAUAAAGGAAAUAUCAAUUUGAAAGAAAAAAAAAAGCAAAACAAACAUCGCCACUCGAGGCAAAAGAAAAAAAUAGACAAGGCACAUAAACGAAAACGCGGAAAAAAUGUGUGUAUGUGUCAAAAAGUGAAGUUUGAUUGCUGAAUUUUUGUGGAUUUUCAUGUGCAAACGAACUGAGAAAUUGACUCAAUUCGCAGCAGCAGCAGCAGCAGCAAUAACCACAGAAACCAGCAACAUUUACUAUUUAUCAAACGUAGUAUACGACAUAACAUUCAAUACUAGCACUUGAUUGACAAGUUAUUCGGAAUAUUGAAGAGAAGCACUGAACACCGAUCAACAUGUCACAAAUACAGAUACCAAGGAUUCAGGUGUUUCGACCGACCUGGGAAGAGUUCCGACAGUUCGACAAAUACGUUGAGUAUAUGGAGUCACAGGGUGCACACAAAGCCGGUUUGGCAAAGGUGAUUCCUCCGCCCGAGUGGAAGCCACGCAAGAAUGGAUACGACAUCGAUAAUAUGUCGAUAUCAAUUCCGGCACCAAUUUGUCAAGUUGUUACCGGCAAACAGGGACUGUACCAGCAAAUCAAUAUUCAAAAGAAAUCGUUAACAAUUCAACAAUUCAGAGACCUUGCAAAUACGGAUAGAUAUCAAACUCCAAAGCAUUUCGAUUAUGAAGACUUGGAGCGUAAAUAUUGGAAGAAUAUCACAUAUGUUGCACCAAUUUAUGGAGCUGACGUCAGUGGCAGUUUAACGGAUGAAGAUUGCAACGAAUGGAACAUCAAUCGAUUGGGAACGAUUCUUGAUUAUGUUAAUCAAGAUUAUGGGAUACAAAUCGAUGGUGUGAAUACGGCCUAUCUCUACUUUGGUAUGUGGAAAACGACAUUCGCAUGGCAUACCGAAGACAUGGAUUUAUAUAGCAUAAAUUACCUGCAUUUUGGCAAACCAAAGACAUGGUAUGCAGUUCCACCGCAGUACGGGCGUCAACUUGAAAAAAUGGCAAACAAAUACUUUCCGGCCAGUUAUCGCAGUUGCGGCGCAUAUUUGCGUCAUAAAAUGACACUGAUCAGCCCACAAAUACUCAAGCAACACAAUAUUCCAUUCAAUAAGAUUACACAAGAAGAGAAGGAAAUUAUGAUCACAUUUCCAUUUGGUUACCAUGCUGGAUUCAAUCACGGUUUCAAUUGUGCCGAGUCAACCAAUUUUGCCAUGCCACGAUGGGUUGAAUACGGAAAACGAGCGCAACAAUGCUAUUGCAGUUCGGACAUGGUGAAAAUUUCAAUGGACACGUUCGUCAAACGUUUCCAGCCCGACAAAUACGAUGCAUGGAUCAAUGGCUCUGACAUUGGACCACAUCCAGAGGAUCCACCGUCAGCAGCUAGGCCGGCUCCAUUGCCAAGUGAUCUAGAUAUUUUAGUCAACAAAAAUAAUUCGAAUGUGCCACAAAACGUAUUGCAAACGUUAAAGAAGCAAUGCAAUCCGUUACUGAAGAAAUCGUUCAAGGAGCGAAAUCCCGAUGUUGAUAUGGAUGAAAUUCAAAAUAAUCCAAAUGUUCCAGAAGAUGUGAAGGCGGCUAUCACCGGCGCAUUGACGCUAACAUUAGACGAAGAUGAUGUCACUGAAGAGGGUGAAACGGUAGAAGAGGAAUUGCCACCGAUUGAGGGCCUCGAAACAUUCGACGAUGAUUACAUAAUGGAUAUGUCAGAGGAUGAUGGCAAAAAGAGUCGACGACGACGUGUCGAUGAGAAUGACGAAGAUUGGUUGACGGGUCGUCGCAAAGGUGGCAAACCGAAACGAUCAAAACGAAAGAAAAAACGCUCGAAAAAACAUCGAUCCGAAAAUGGGGAAAAUGCCAAACAAACGAACGGCGACAAAGAAAAAAUCAAAAAGAAACGAUCGCGCAAAUCGAACGAUACGACAAAUCAUUCAAUCGAUAGUACAUUGAAUGGUAGUAGUGCACUAGAGAGUACGGUUGAUAGCAGUGCGUUAAAUAGCAGUACCGUGAAUAGUAUCGUGAACAGUACAAAUACCAGUUUCAGUGGUUAUGAACAUUUAAAUAGUAGUCACGAAUUGACAAAUGGACUAUCGAUGAUCGAUUCAAGUGGAUAUGAUUCGAUGCGAAAAUCGGAGCAUAAACAAAAGAAAACGCCGAAAAAACGUGAUAGUAUGGAUAAAUCAGUGAAUGGUAUUGUGAAAAAGACGAGUCGACGCCAAUUUACAUCGAUAAGUGCGAUAAUGGCAUGCAUUGAAUCGGUGGUGCAAGGAACGGAUGUUUCAAUACCCGAAUCAACCGAAUCCGAAAUUGCCGUAAAGACUGAGCACAUUGAAAAUGACGAUCCAUUUAAGGCACCCGAAACGUUUACUGCGAUAAAUAUGCCGGUCAAAGUGGAACAUGUGAAAUUCGAAGGUGAAUUGAAUAAUGUGAUGGAACCAAAGAAGAAGCCACGACGGAGGUCUAGUACAACGAAGACGGCAAAAAUUAAGGAAACACCGUCAGCGACAGGCAAAUUGGAUCAAACCAUGUUCGAUUCGAAAUCAAUCAUCAAAAAGCCUCCGAUCAAUGGAGCGUCAGCCAAACCGUCAAGAACAAAUUGGACUGAGAUUGAAAAUAGACAAGCCGAAGAAAAUCUAUCGUUGCCGUUCAGUGCUGCGAUGCGUCCAUCAAAAGUAUCAUCAAAAUCAUCGGAUACGUUUAUGGGCGCAUUCAUGAGGCAUUUGCAACAGGGGACGGGGACAAAGGGUGUUGCAACCAUACCAUCGACACUCGAGAAAAAAUCACCACCACCAUCGACAACAACCGUCAAAUCGAAAGCGCCACGUGAACCAAAAAAGCCACGUAAAAAGAAGAAAGACGAACUGAAAUCUAACGUGCCCGUUUCAUCACCCAAAUGCACCACCAUUGGGUUACAAAUUCAGAUUCAUGAUCCGAACAGCGAACCAUCCCCGGUAACGCCAUCGGAAAACAGCUUCGAAUCGGAUAUUGCAACAUAUCCAUUUAGUCAAGAUGUGGUUGGUGUUAACACAAUGAUGAUGACAUCAACACAGAACCCGAUCUCAAAUGCAAUAGUGGAAAUGUCACCGCCAGUGGUAGCACCAUCAAAUCAUUAUCAUCAUCAUCAUUAUCAUCAUCAUCACACACCGACCUAUUACCAUUUGGAUCAAUCACGAGCUGACGACUAUAUUAUGUAUGAUCCCGAUCCGGCCACACUCAACGGUCAACCGAUGAACAUGAUGCCAAAUGAAUGCAUGAUUAUACCACCACUACCACCACUACCGCCACUACCGCCGCCACAACAACAACCACCACCGCCGCCGCCGCCACCACCACCGCUUCAGACACCAUCAAUGAAUCAUCUGGGUAAUACACAUCAUCCAUACGACAUACAAUUGUUAAAUUAUUCAGACCAAAACAACUCAUCCGCUGCAUUGAUUAGUCGUUUCAAUGUAUCACACACAAGUGUAAACAACACUCCAUCGGCCGUAUGCGAUUCAGUACACAACAAUUGGAGAGCCGUCAAUGAAAUUAUGCUGAAUAAAUAAGAAACCCUGGUGAAGUGUUGUGUAGCGUCAAUCGAUGCACAGUAUUUCCGAAUCAAAGUUGAUGGGACGAAAAGUUGCAUUGACGUGGGCAUUGAUGAGGCUAGAGAUUUGAUCGCAAUUAAACGAACGCAUUCCAUUUUUCCCAACAGCCAUAAUUUUGUCACACACAAAGAUACACAUCCAUUUCACCCGCGAUAGAAAAAGAAUGUUCAAUUGUGAUGUCUAAUAGGCAAUACCAAAUGUAUACCCUCUCAUGUACUGCGCCUACCCGCUGCCACCCGGUAAAUAUACAUUACAUAUAAUACAAAUUUAGCGAAUGAUCACCCGGAGGAGAAUCUACUGUAUAAACAGAGUACACAUAGUACGUAGCGCUAAGUGUGUAUGGUACACAAAGAGCGCGCACACAUUUAGAGGCUCUGUAUACGCUUAUGCUUGUGUGCGCGCAUUCACAUUCACACAAACAACAGCUAGCGAUGCGCGCACACAAGCAUAAGCGUAUACAGAGCCUCUAAAUGUGUGCGCGCUCUUUGUGUACCAUACACACCUUGCGCUACGUACUAUGUGUACUCUGUUUAUACAGUAGAUUCUCCUCCGGGUGAUCAUCCGCUAAAUUUGUAUUAUAUGUAAUGUAUAUUUACCGGGUGGCAGCGGGUAGGCGCGGUACGUGAGCUUCAUUCUUGCCUCUUUCAUCAUUUCACUUGUUGCAGUUUUGUUUCGACAUGAUUUUUCAUCUUCUUCUCAAACUGUGUGUUUUUGGGGAGCAUGGAAUGCAAUGGCCGAAUCGGAACAGUAACCAUCGUAUGGUCAUCUCAUGAAAGCUCACGAACGAAGUUAUGUAAAUAAUAAGUAGAUGUAUUAACAUUUAAAAUAUUCUACGAUCGUCGUUUAGAUUGGAGCAGGGCUGGAAUUCUAAGUCAUUCCACCAAAAUCAUUCGGAAUUAUUUUUUUUCGUACAUAAGACCAUAUUGGAGUGAAAGAGAGAGAUUCCACUAUUUUUCAGCGUUCCACCGGAAUUAUUUCUCACACAUUCCACUCUUCCUUGAGUUAUCGGAAUAAUUCCGGUGGAAUGCUGAAAAAUAGUGGAAUCUCUCUCUUUCACUCCAAUAUGGUCUUAUGUACGAAAAAAAAUAAUUCCGAACGAUUUUGGUGGAAUGACUUAGAAUUCCACCCCAGGAUUGAUUUUUGCCAUCCGAUACGGCAUAAAGCACGUGUUUUAAAAUGAAGAUGCGUUUGUGUUAAGCAUUAUAAGCAUUAAAUUCAAAGUAUUGAAUGAUGUUUACACAUGAAUGUCCCAUUAGAUCAUUAAGCUCACUCACCCAAAAAACUUAUGAUAAACAUACAUGAUGGAUUCAUUCGUUUUCACACUUGCAAAGAGAGAAAAAUAAGUUGAUUGCGUCAUUUGUUUUUCCGUCUGUAUUUUUUUCUGAAGUCCUAACAUCAUUUAAAAAAAAAAUAGGAUACCAAUUUAAAAUUUUAUUUAUUAACAAUCAAGAUGCACUGAGUUUUGUAUAUAUACAGGAACAAAUUAUCCACAGAUAAUUCAAGUUGAAAUUUAAGAAACUAUAACGCUAAAUUGUAAUAUGUUUCUAAUGAAAAUGUUUUGUGAUUUUUUUUUUCUCAAAAUAAAAGAAUAAGAAAGAAGAAAAAAACCAUUUAAAUUGUAAAUUAAAUAUUUGAGGGAAAAAAGAGCAACAACAACAACAACAGUUAUUCAAUUGAUAAUAAUUAAAAUUGUCGAAUGAAAAAAAAAAGAAGAAGCAAAUCAUGUAAACGGAUAGUCUUUUUAGAAACGUAGAGAGCUAUUGUCAACCUGUCUGUUUCUAGUUAGAUUUAAGAAGUGUUUGUUUAGAAUAUUUCAAAAACAAGUUUAAUCAUUUCUAUCUGUUAACGAUACGAAAAAUCACACAUACACAGACACACCACAGCUUCGAAUUAAAUUUACAAAAAAAAAGGUGAAACAAUUGCGUCACGAUCGCGCAUCACAUAAAUAUUAUAACAAAAUCAAUAAACAAACGAAUCAUGGAAAUUAAA